Molecule: messenger RNA, 1074 nt
Organism: Acanthocheilonema viteae
Lineage: Eukaryota; Metazoa; Nematoda; Chromadorea; Rhabditida; Onchocercidae
Source: the annotation of a GenBank genome assembly
AUGCGUUUCCAUCGAGAGAAUGGAAAUGAUAAACUGGUCAACUUAGCGGAGCUAAGUGAGGAAGAAGUUUCAACGCCUGAAGAUAGAGAGGAAGUGGAAGUAGCUGAAGAAAUAGAAGCGAUGUCACAUUCGGGAAAAUCCGAAAAACUGGAAAUGGACGAAUUUAAAAGUGCUAAGAGUGAUAUCAGUGAUAGCGACACAGCUGGACCACAUACAUCCGAUAAGCAACAUAAUGAUGAGGAGAAUUUCAAACAAAAUGAAGAGAAUUUCAAAGAGAUUGAUAUACAAAUGGGUAAACGAUUGGCGGAUGAUAUAAUCGAUGCAUAUUGUGAUAAAUUACAAGAAAGUGUUGACAAAGAAGUUGACGGAAUGCUUGCUAUGCAAUAUAUUUUAUUGGAGCCAAAUUCAAUAAAAAAUUUAAUAAAAGGUGAUAAAAAUAUAUGCCAAGUAAUAUACGAUCAUUGUCGUGCACAUUAUUUGGUGCUAUUUCGAAAUAAACUCAAUCCAAAACGUAUCAUUGUUUAUGAUCCUAUUGUACCGCAAGAAGACUCCGUUAUUGAAACACUCAAUGAUAGUGUUCGUGAACAAAUUCUGGCCAUAUUUGGACAUCUGUAUCAGGACGAUGAAAUAGUUGAAAUUGCAGUCGAGACUGGUUUAAGCACACAAAAUGAUUGUUGGUCUUGUGGCCUACGAUCAGUUGCAUUCACUACACAUCUCUUACUUGGCAUCAAUCCUGUUAAUUAUGAAUAUGAUUUGGAAAAAGUAGGAAAAUUCACAAUGGAAAUUAUUAAAAUGGAUAGACCUGAUCGUAAAGUAAUUGCUAGCGGAGAAAUUGGACAAGAAAGAAAAGAAAAUAAAUCAUGUUUAACAAUUGUACGUGUAACAAAAGGUGACAAAUUUGCAAUAGAAAAUGGGACGGCAUGUGUUAUCAAUAAUCAAUCUUCAGUGGAAUCGUUAUUAGAUAAUGAAAACGAAGUAAAUAUAAGCGAAGAAAAAUUAUCGGAAUUAGCAUGCGGAAAUGAUGAUAGGAACAAUGAUAAUAAUAAUAAUGACCGAAAAGAUGGUCGUAUUUGA